This is a messenger RNA of Hippocampus comes (tiger tail seahorse), 3077 nucleotides long. RefSeq names its product finTRIM family, member 83 (gene ftr83). Lineage: Eukaryota; Metazoa; Chordata; Actinopteri; Syngnathiformes; Syngnathidae. The record is from RefSeq and is a predicted model, not a curated record. The transcript is spliced from 9 exons. Bases 764 to 2776 code for a protein of 670 amino acids. Gene Ontology annotation, molecular function: zinc ion binding; protein binding.
CAAAAAAAAAACCCCAAAACAUUCUUCUCUGUCAAAAAGAGUCUCUGCAGCAAUGUAAUCUCAUUACUAACCCACGGAACCCGUAUGUUCAACCUCACUAGAAAUGAGUGUUUUAAAUUAAUGCUAAAAAGUUACAUUGAUGAGUAACUUGGAGAGGUCGUGGUUGAAAUAUAACUGGUCCAGCAUUAAAGCAAGCCAAAUGAAUCUAAUCAAAGCAAUUAACCGCGCAUCACUGCAGGAACGCAAUCCCUCCGGAUUUCAUUGAUGAGACAUGACGGCCGAUCGUCAUAAAAAAGAGGCGUGCAAACAAUCUGUUCGUGGUGCACUAUGACUUCAAGAGCUAUCAUUACAUGAUAACUGUGACACGCCUGUAUUGUUUCAGAUACGCCUCAUUGUUCUUAUUCUUCAUUCAAAUGCAAAUCGGCGGUGCAAAGUUCAUUCGGUCCCAUCUAAAUUCUGUUUUGAAUUUCUUUUUAUUUGGAGUGUCUACAGGCAAUCCCAUUCAAAAGAAAUGAUGAAACUACUCAAUGCCCACGUCAUCUCACAUUUUAUUCAUUCUCGAACUGAUGAAGACGUUUUGCUGUGCCCUUGCCUUGCCCCGCCCUUGUUUUACUGGUUUCGGCUUAACCAGUUUAGCCUCUCCCUCUGUUUACUCCAUAUAACUUUACGACAGUAGUCGGGCUGGGAUCAUUUUGCUGCUGUGCUGACACAAUCCAUUGAGUGUCACAGCAUUGAGUGAAAAGGACCGAAGCAGUUGCACACCAUGGCGUCCGAGCAAGAUAACUGCCACCUGUGUAAGGAAUACCUCAGGGAUGCCGUGUCAAUUCCAUGCGGGCAUAUUUUCUGCUCCAUUUGUCUGAAGACAUACUGGGACCACGCAGACCAUACGGGCACAUACCUGUGUCCUCAGUGCCGGGUUACCUACAACAAGAGGCCUACGCCGAGACGCAUCGGAGGUUCUCGGCAUUCGACCAUGCAACGCAACUCGGACGGCUUCCCGCCGCCACCACCGUCCCCUGACUACAACGUAGCCGGCCCGCAGGACGUGGGCUGCGACAUCUGCGUCGGCAAGAAGAACAAAGCCAUCAAGACCUGCUUGAUGUGCCUGGCAUCCUACUGCGAGAGGCACCUCAAGCCCCAUUACGAGUCAGCUACUUUUAAACGGCACAAACUGGUGGACGAAAUCGGCCAUCUGGACCGGCAGAUCUGUCCCCAGCAUCAGAAAGGUCUGGAGCUGUUCUGUCGCACUGACCAAAUGUGUAUCUGCGUGCUGUGUACGGUGAAGGAACACAAAGGGCACGACAUGGUGUCUGCCGAGCAGGAGAGGGCGGAAGAACAGCAACGCUUAGGUGCCACCCAGGCUGAGAUCCAGGAGAGGAUUCAUGAUCGACUGAAACAGAUGGAGGAACUGAAACAAGCAGUUGAUGCACUCAAGAACUCAGCGCAUAGAGCAAUGCAGGAAUGCGAGAAGAUGUUUAGCGAUAUGAUCCGCUCCAUUGAGAGAAUGCAGCAAGAGAUGGCCAAAAUGAUCUCCACCAAUAAGCGAGCGGCACUCAACAAUGCGGAGGGUCACAUGGAGCGUCUGACCCACGAGAUCACCGACCUGAAGAGGAGAGACAAUGAGAUCACUCAGCUGUCGCGCACUGAGGACCACAUCCACUUCAUUCAGAGCUACCACAUGCUGAUAGCCCAGACCGAGGCUGAGGAGCUGCCCACAGUGACCGUGAACCCUUACUUCACCUUCGAUCCAGUUACUAAGGCCGUGUCUGAGACGAAACAGCACAUGAACGAAUUUGGCAAUGAUGAACUGGUUAAAGUAGCCAAGACAGUGAACAAAAUGACCUUUUGUCAACUGGAGGAUGGUAAAAAGAAACGUGCAUAUAGGCGACUGUGUUUUUUUUUUUUUUUUUCACUGAAAUGCGACAGUGUACCCUUACUUCUCCAUUUUUUUUCCUUUCGUUAUCAGAGCUACCACAUGCUGAUAGCCCAGACCGAGGCUGAGGAGCUGCCCACAGUGACCGUGAACCCUUACUUCACCUUCGAUCCAGUUACUAAGGCCGUGUCUGAGACGAAACAGCACAUGAACGAAUUUGGCAAUGAUGAACUGGUUAAAGUAGCCAAGACAGUGAACAAAAUGACCUUUUGUCAACUGGAGGAUGGUAAAAAGAAACGUGCAUAUAAAGAUGACGCUCCCAUGUACAGAUCUGUGCAAGUGCAGGAACCACAGCACAGGGACGACUUCCUGAAAUAUGCAUGCCAGCUUACUCUGGAUCCAAACACGGCGUACCGACAGCUCCACCUUUCCCGAGGGAACAGGAAAGCUAGCCUCAGGAGAGAACCCCAAUCCUAUGGAGACAAUUCCGCUAGAUUUGACUCUUUGCCCCAGGUCCUGUGCAUGGAGGCCCUCUCAGGUGGCGCCUACUACUGGGAGGUCGACUGGAGUGGGGAGGGGGCUGCCAUGGGUGUCACCUACAAAGGCAUCAAGAGGUCCGGUUACGGGGAUAGCUGUCGCAUCGGCUACAACCGCAAGUCUUGGAGCCUCUUUUGCUCUGACUCCAGCUACUCUGCACGCCACAACAAGGACCAGAUCGAGGUCAACGCACCAUACUCUUCUCGAAUUGGGGUCUUCCUGGACCACGGUGGGGGAACUCUGUCUUUUUACUCUCUUGGGGAAACAAUGUCUCUCAUUCACCGCUUUAAGGCUUCAUUCGGUGAGGCUGUCUACCCAGGCUUCUGGGUUUGGUACGAGUCAGCCAUCACACUCAUCCAGCUCUGAUUAGAACACACAUCUAUGUACAGUAGUCAGUUCUCUGUUGUAAGACAAAUAUGAUUUAAUUACAUCAAGCACGUUGAAAGUUAUACAUAUAUUUGGGUAGUUGGGGAGACUAUAUUGUUGAUGACUAUGAAUAUUCUACAAAUUUGUGAAUUUGUGCAAUCAGAUGAACCAAGUCAGGGAGUGUACUGUAUAAAUCUGCAUUUAAACGAGUAUAAAUUGUACUGAUUGAAAGAUCUGAUGUGAUUUGUAAAGGCCAUUUUUACAACAUUUAUUUUUUAUCAAUAAACAUUUUAUGAAGGUG